This is a messenger RNA of Nestor notabilis (Kea), 1825 nucleotides long. It is a transcript of the gene CREM, whose product is annotated as cAMP responsive element modulator. The transcript has 6 exons. Gene Ontology annotation, molecular function: protein binding; RNA polymerase II cis-regulatory region sequence-specific DNA binding; DNA-binding transcription factor activity, RNA polymerase II-specific. Gene Ontology annotation, cellular component: ATF4-CREB1 transcription factor complex; nucleus. The record is from RefSeq and is a predicted model, not a curated record. Gene Ontology annotation, biological process: regulation of transcription by RNA polymerase II. The coding region runs from base 6 to 851 and encodes 281 amino acids. Lineage: Eukaryota; Metazoa; Chordata; Aves; Psittaciformes; Psittacidae.
GACAGAUGACCAUGGAAAUGGUUGAAUCACGACAGAAUGACACUGCAGGGGAUUGUAUGCCAGAGAGAGAUGCUGUUCAUCUUCAGAAUCAGCCAGGCCGAAGUCAGAUUUCUCAAGGAUCUGAGGCAGCAUCGAUUGCAGAUGAAUCUGCAGAAUCAGAAGGGAUAAUUGAUUCUCAAAAACGUAGGGAAAUACUUUCAAGAAGGCCUUCAUACCGAAAAAUUUUGAAUGAACUAUCAUCAGAUGCUCCUGCAAUACCGAAGAUUGAAGAAGAAAAGUCAGAUGAUGAAGGAGCGCCUUCUGGAAUUCCUGCAAUGGCCAUGCCAGCUGGCCUGUAUCAUUCUAACACAGGGAAAUACAUUACUAUAACUCAAGGUGGUGCAAUCCAGAUUUCUAAUCCAUCCUCUGAUGGUGUCCAUGGACUACAGACAUUAGGAAUGACAAAUUCAGGAGCUCCUCAGCCAGAUGCUACCAUUGUGCAAUAUGCAGGACAAUCGCCUCAUAGCACACAACAGUAUUUUGUUCCUGGAAGCCAAGUUGUUGUUCAAGCUGCCACUGGAGACAUGCCAGCUUACCAGAUUCGAACUCCCACUACUACCUUACCUCAGGGAGUGGUAAUGGCAGCCUCACCAGGGACUUUGCAUAGCCCUCAGCAACUGGCAGAAGAGGCAACUCGCAAGAGAGAGCUGAGACUUAUGAAAAAUAGGGAAGCUGCCAGAGAAUGUCGCAGAAAGAAGAAAGAAUAUGUCAAAUGUCUUGAAAAUCGUGUGGCUGUGCUUGAAAACCAAAACAAGACUCUCAUUGAGGAACUCAAGGCCCUCAAAGAUCUUUAUUGUCAUAAAGCAGAAUAACUGUCUUUCAUUUGGACCUCGUUUAUUAUGAACUUAAAUCAAGGCAUGAGAGGAAGCAAUUCUACAGAUUGCCAUAUGAACUUGAGAAAGAGACACUUGAGGCCCUUGUGGAACCCAGUUUUGCUUAGUGUUUUCAGACUGAUUUGGGAGAUAUUCCAAAAUUUGGAAUUCUGUCAUAGUCUCCAUACUCUGCUGAGCUUUCUAAUGGCAUGCAAAUGGCUUUUUUGUUUGCACUUUUUACUUCUGCUUUUUGCAGGGAAGCUGCUAAAGAAUGUCGACGUCGGAAGAAAGAAUACAUAAAAUGUCUGGAGAGUCGUGUUGCAGUGCUAGAAGUUCAGAACAAGAAACUUAUAGAGGAGCUUGAAACCCUAAAAGACAUUUGCUCUUCCAAAACAGAUUAGUAAAAAUAUUUAUUAUACUGUGAACUGACUAAAACAUGACCAGUUGCUUUAUAAGACAAUACAUAGCCAACAUGAAUUAAGGCUUUCUUUUUGUGUCAUUUAUAUUAUAUUCCAACUCCUAACAUUCCUGAAUGCUUUCCUGCUUUUUGUCAAUUCAUAGCUCUAAUUUCAGGUCUCACAUGCUCCUCCUUUCCAUCUCCCAAGGAGCCAAAUGUUAAAGAAAUGCAACAAAGUAAAAAAGCGCAUAAUUUUUAAGAGCUGUUUCUUUGCCAUAUAUUUAACAUACUACUUUUUAUGUGUUAACCGAGUGUCCUGCACAUAGAAAAUAUUUUACAAUUAUUUUAGAUGAUUUGUGAAGAUGAUGCAUCCAGUAAUACAAAGAAAAUCAAACAACCCACGGUAUCUCAGGAAAGAGUUUAUAAAAGAAUGUUAUGAUUACAUAUAUGUACUAGCAUACUAGUCUACAGAUGAUUUUAUGGCAUAUUUUUAUAUUAGUUGCUUUGUGGAAAAAGUAUUGUAUUGCUGUCACUGAGUGCCAUGGUUAAAGAUAGUUUUUAAUAGAACCAUGUUGUU